Messenger RNA from Aspergillus sclerotioniger CBS 115572, 3627 nucleotides. RefSeq lists its product as uncharacterized. Bases 310 to 3267 code for a protein of 985 amino acids. The transcript has a single exon. The record is from RefSeq and is a predicted model, not a curated record. NCBI's taxonomy places the organism in Eukaryota, Fungi, Ascomycota, Eurotiomycetes, Eurotiales, Aspergillaceae.
UUUUCCUCAACCCAUCCAUUCUAUCAGUUUCGCAGUUUUCAGUUCCAGAGCCAAUCACACAAAUUGGAGAGUUGAACGAUAUAUGAACAUACUGACACUUCGGUUGUUGGUUAGCAAGUAUUGCCUCCAUCGUGAUCCAGGUCAAUCUCCAGAAGAAACAACCUCGAUGAUGACGUCGUCUCGGGCCGCGUGCAACCAGAGGUCCAGGCCUCCCCAGGAACCAAUUCCGGCGGAGCUGACCCUGAUGCUUCUGGGCCCCUCCUUCAACUGCACCGAGGAUAUUCCGUGCAGCAUCAUGAAGCUCCAAUAAUGUCAAGCAGACGGGAAUCCUCCAGCCAUGCGGCAGCUGCGGCCAAACCGUCGCGCAUCGCCUUGCCUGCUUGGCUGGACCAUUUCAACCUACGCGACUUGAAGGUGCUUUUCCGUUGUUGGACUGCAGCAUGGGUUGCAACACUGUUGAUUUUUAUCGGUCCCGCACUGCAACGAAUCGGCAUCGCCACUUUCUUCGGCGCUCUGGUGCUCUACAUAGUUCCCCCGGCGGGGAUCUUGUUCGUAUACCUACUCGCGUCGCUGUCCCUUCUCGCUGGAAUGUGUCUAGGUUGGGCCUGGGGUCUGCUCACUAUGAAGGCGGCUUUGGCUGCACGUCCAGCUCCUCAAACCCAAGCUCGUCUCCAGGAACUGCAGCAGGAGGUAGUGGCUGAGGUCCAGCAGUCCGGACAAAGCGUUGCGACCGUGACGCAGCAGCUUGUCUACAAUGGAUUCAUGUUCGAUGCUCGAGUCACGGCCAUCUUCUAUGUCAUGAUCUGUGUCUUCAUCUACGCCAUGUCACGUCUCAGGGUCGCCAACAACAAGUUUGCACUGGCCCAGAUAUUCAGCAUCAUCAUUUCCGACCUCUUUCUACUCUUUGGUCCAGCAUUGCCGUCAUUCACGGCCCUUCUGCCCAAGGUUUUGGUCGAGCCUGGUGCUAUUGGCAUCGGACUGGGUACGGCCUGCUGUGUCCUAUUUUUUCCGCAAUCUACAUCCUACGCGGUCCUAGCCAACAUGGGACAGCUGCUCCGCUUGGGGCAGAUACCUUUGAAGUGUACUGUGUCACGUCUCAACGGCGAAGAGCUAGACCUGGCGUACCUCCUUGAGACAAAAGGAAAAUCCAUUGGUGCUGUCAAGGCCCUCGAGCCACUGCUGGCGUUUCUUCCCCUGGACUUUUCUCGGGGUCGCUGGAAUUCUGACGACGUCAGAGCUCUACAAGAGCCGUUACGGAAGACACUCUUGGCUGAACUAUCCCUGCUAGAAUAUCAUAUAGCUCGGAUUCACGGCGACCAGAGCAUGCAAAAGCUUUCACCGAAUGAUGCAUCUACUGCUAACACUACGGCCGAAAAGAGAGACCAGGCCAUUGGUCGCCAUCAAUUGCAGCAAAGUGCCGAGCUGAUGAACGCCUUCCAGGGUGUUGAGGAAACGAUUAUUCGUGCGCGUACGCUGGACGCACUGAGACAGUCAACUAUCCCACUCCUCCAGGCCUGUUCGGGAGCGAUUGAUACUAUCGUUGAUGCCAUCGAUACCAUGAACUCUCGACGUUGGGUUCGUACGGCCUCACAGAUACAGAUAGACCAGCAGGUUGCACGAGCUGAAGACUCGUUGGAGACACUCCGUAAAAUCCGAGCAUCUAGUCUCACCACGACUACAGAAGCAUUGAUUAAUAGCCAUGCCGAGAUGUUUGAUGAUAAUGGUAAUUUCAAGACUGGAAACGUGGAAGGGGCGCAUGCACUGCGAGGGAUCAUCAUAGGGAUGGUGAUUGAAGAGCGCAUUUUGGCAGUGGCCGAGGCGACACAGGUCCUGUUAGGUCACAUCUUGUGGCUGCUCCAGAAUCGGUCCAAGACCCGGAUCUGGAUCCCUUCUCGACUACAAUAUGCCUUGAAUUGGAUCUGGAGCGGGACUGUUCCCACUCCGAUGUCAGAUGCUGCAGGCAAUACUGCAACAGACCCGGAGGUUCUUGAAGAACAGACUCAAGAAGCGGAUCGUCGCCUUCGGAUCAGUCGGGGUUACGGGACACCACAGCGAGGCCGCAUCACACGGACAGUCAUGGCCAUCUACCAAUGGCUCUUCAACCCCGCUGGCAUGUAUGCGCUGCGCAUGGUGGUGGUGACGAUCGCCACGGCAAUUCCUUCUGCACUUCCCCACACUGCAGGAUUCUACUACCGGGAGAAAGGAAUCUGGGGGGUCAUCACUGCACAAACAACCCUCUUGGUGUAUAUGGCCGACUUUACCCUUUCUCUGGUGUCUCGUUUAGUUGGCACGGUGGUGGGUGGUGUGCUGGGGAUGGUAGCCUGGUAUAUCGGUUCAGGACAUGGCCCUGGCAAUGCCUACGGGCUGGGAGCCAUAACAGCAGUCAUGACGGUGGUGCUAAUGUGGUGGAGGAUUUUCCUGCCACCGGCACUGGCCAUGGCUGCCAUUAUGAGCGGUGCCACUUUUGUUUUGGUCAUCGGCUUCAGUUAUGAUGACGCCCAUGCACAGCAAUACGGCCUUCCUGGUCGCGGAGACACGGCUUUCUGGAAACGCUUGGUUACCGUUCUCUUAGGAUUUGUUGCUGCUACAUUCGUUCAACUCUUUCCAAGGCCACCGUCUGCGACACGUCAUGUCUGUCAGACACUUUCCAGUGCCGUUCGCACAAUAUCAGAUCACUAUGCUCUGGUGUUGUCACACUGGGCCAGGGCCGACCCUGACCAUCCCAUCGCUACUGUGGCUGAGAAGAUCACUUUAGAAAUGGCCGAAACACUGCUAUCACUCAAGGCACCUAUUGGCCUCCUCCGAUGGGAAAUGACCUUUGGUCCAUUCCACCGUAAAACCCUCGAUCGGACACAGUCACUAUUGGGCGACCUGAACCAAGCAUUAGGCCGUCUGCUCAUUUUGUCAACUACACUGCCGCUGUACCUACAGGAGCGAUUGAUGCGUACUGUAGGUCUCACGGACGACAACACUGUUGGGGAUGUCAUGGCCGUACUAGGCGUGAUCGAACAGGCACUCAAGGCUGGAGCCGCGCUGCCGGAACGGUUGCCCACACCGUUGGUCAAGCGGUGCUACGAGUCGUGGAAUCAGCAGCAUCGAACAGCUGAACUGAGCAAAGCGAUGGUUCGUGAUGGGAACUAUCGCCGCUACUGUGUUGCGAUUAGUUCGUACUUGAAGUUCUUAUCGGCCAUUGAUGAAUUGGUUUUGGUACUCAAGGGGGCGCUCGGAGAGUCUCACAUUGUCGAUAGGGGGGAGACAGUUGUGUGAACGAAACAGAGCAAAAGAUUGGGGAAUAUCCUCUUGUCUUGUUUUAUGAGGGGGCUGUCAUCACCGUCAGCCCUAAUCACAGCAGGAUCGGAAUGACUCACCAUAGCCCCCUCUGCCAAGCCACUACUGCCAAAGGAUGAAGGGACUCGCAAGGCCGGCCUUAGCCUAUCUCUACGGAAUUGCCGCGUUUAUCCUCGGACAUUUGCCCAGGUCAGUGAAGUGUCUACAGAGAGACGUGACUUUCACUCAACGAAUCGUCGUAGGCUGCAUCGAAUAGCUGCACGGUUUUAAGAUGUAGCUGUACUAGCAAAAGGAAUAAGGAUGCUUAUCUGUAGUAGGCAGAAUCUAGAUUAACAUCUC